CUACCGAGUAACUUGUUUUCCGGGGGCCGUUUUAAUAGAUGGACCUCCCCGUGUUUACACGUGAGGUUUCUGCAGGACUCCACAUUAAUUUAUUCAGCUGCUCAUUUAUUCUCUAAUGCGGCUUUUUGAACAGAUAUAUUGAAAAGGUCACGGUUUAAAAUGGGAAAGUUAAGGAAGAAGCACAACUGGAAAGGAAGGCAGCAAAGUGAAACGCAACAACCAGCAAAGGAAGAAAAGACUGAUGUUGUGGUGGAGCUACACGAUGGGGAUCGGAUGAAAGGUGUGGACGACAGCAACGUUCUGGUCCUUCCAGCCUCCAAGAACAAGAAGAAGAAGAAAGAGGAGGACUUUAAACAACACGUGUCCUCUAAAAAACCUCUGACAAAGAAACGGAAAAAAGAGCUACAAAAGGUCCUGGAGCGCAAAGAGAAGAAAGCUCAGAGAGCAGACAUCCUGACCAAACUGGCUGAGGUACAGCUUCCAGAGUCUGAACUGAAACUUUUGUUCACAACAUCCAAACUGGGAACAGGAGACAAGCUUUACCAAAGUAAACAGUCGUUGGAUGAAGUAAAAGAUGGGGACUCUGGUCCAAAGAUCAACAGUGUCAGCGGUGCAAAUAAGAAGAGAAAAUGGGAGGAAAAGGAGGAGGAUGAAGAGGAAGAGAAAGAAGAAAGUAGUGAUGAGGACACAUCCUCUGAGGAGGAUGAAGGGAAUAACUCCACAGAGACAAUUGGAUAUAAGGAAGCUGCUGAAACCAAAAAGGAGGUGAAGCUGGAGCAGAAUAUUGCAGAUCCAGAUAAGCAGAAAGAAACGAUUCCUGAUCGGAAGACAGUGCAAAGCAAGAAGCCCUCGGAGCCGGCUGUGUUUAUUCCUGUUGACAGGUCAGCGGAGGUUCAGGAGGCUCGCCUGAAGCUGCCAGUGCUGGCCGAGGAGCAGGUCAUCAUGGAGGCAGUUAGGGAGAAUCCCUUUGUCGUCAUCUGUGGAGAGACAGGGAGUGGAAAGACAACACAGGUGCCUCAGUUCCUGUAUGAGGCUGGUUAUGCCACAGGCAGCAGGAUUAUUGGGAUCACAGAGCCGAGGAGGGUCGCGGCUGUCAGCAUGUCACACAGAGUGGCCAAAGAGAUGAACCUUCCCACACAAGUCGUGUCGUACCAGAUCCGAUAUGAAGGCAACGUCACGGGCGACACGAAAAUCAAGUUCAUGACAGACGGUGUCCUGCUGAAGGAGAUACAGAAGGAUUUUCUGCUUCAGAGAUACAGCGUGAUAAUCAUAGACGAAGCCCAUGAGCGAAGCGUCUACACGGACAUCCUCAUUGGGUUGCUGUCCCGCAUUGUCCCUCUGAGAAACAAGAAAGGGAUGCCCAUGAAGCUGCUGAUCAUGUCGGCCACUCUGCGUGUCGAGGACUUCACAGAAAACCAGAAGCUUUUUCGGACACCGCCUCCCGUCAUCAAGGUGGACGCUCGGCAGUUCCCGGUCACUGUCCAUUUCAACAAACGAACUCCGCUGGAGGACUACACAGGAGAAGCCUUUCAUAAGACCUGCAAAAUCCACCGGAUGCUGCCUCCAGGGGGUAUCCUGGUGUUCCUGACAGGUCAGGCUGAGGUCCACAGCCUCUGCAGGAGACUCAGGAAAGCUUUCCCGUUUAGAAAGGGCAGCACAGCCGCUGCUGAAGAAGAGGAAGCGGACACAGCUGAGGCAAUGAGGAAAUUUAAGAAGGCCAAACAGAAGAAGAAUGUUUCUCUGCCUCGGAUCGACCUGGAUAACUACUCUGCCCUGCCGGUGGAUGAGGGGGACGAGGACAGAGAGGCAGGAAUUGGAGACGAGGAGGACGGAGGCUCAGACCUGGAGCUUGGCGACAAUCCAGCCGACUUGGAAGAUAAGGCUGACCCGUCCAUUCCCCUCUAUGUUCUCCCUCUGUAUUCUCUGUUGGCCCCUGAGCAGCAGGCUAAGGUGUUCAGGCCUCCUCCACCUGGCACUCGUCUCUGUGUCAUAGCCACCAACGUCGCAGAGACAUCUUUGACCAUUCCUGGCAUCAAAUAUGUUGUUGACUGCGGCCGGGUUAAAAAGCGCUUCUACGAUCGAGUGACGGGAGUGUCAUCCUUUAAAGUCACAUGGACCUCUCAGGCCUCGGCCAAUCAGAGGGCUGGUAGAGCUGGACGAACGGAGGCGGGACACUGCUACAGGUUGUAUUCCUCUGCGGUUUUUGGAGACUUCAGUCAGUUUUCUGAGGCGGAGAUCACUCGCAGGCCUGUAGAGGACCUGGUUUUGCAGAUGAAGGAUCUCAACAUUGACAAGGUGGUUAAUUUUCCUUUUCCGACACCUCCCUCCACUGAGGCUCUGAUCACUGCAGAGGAGUUACUGGUCUCACUGGGGGCUCUGGAAGAGCCAUCUCGCUCUGGAAGGAUGAAAGAUUUGCAGCGAGCAAAGCUCAGCUGUCCCAUCUCUGCGCUGGGCAGAGCGAUGGCCUCGUUCCCCGUGGCUCCACGUUACGCAAAAAUGCUGGCACUCGGGAAGCAGCAGGACUGUCUGCCGUACAUCAUCGCUGUGGUUUCAGCCAUGACUGUCCGGGAGAUUUUUGAGGACUUAGACAGACCUGCUCACAGUGACGAUGAGAGCUCGAAGCUUAACCAGCGCCGAGCUCGCCUGGCCCAGAUGAGACGUUUGUGGGCGGGGCAGGGAGCUUCACUGUUGCUGGGAGAUCUCAUGGUCAUGCUGGGUGCUGUUGGUGCUUGUGAGUUUGCUGGCUGCACUCCUAAGUUUUGUGAGGAAAAUGGUCUGAGGUACAAAGCAGUGGUCGAGAUCAGGAAGCUCAGAGGUCAACUUACCAAUGCAGUAAACGCAGUGUGUCCAGACGUGGGAGUAUUUGUAGAUCCUAAAAUGACUCCACCGACAGAACAUCAGGUGGUUUGCUUACGGCAGAUUGUUCUGGCCGGGCUGGGUGACCACCUGGCGAGACGCGUCCAAGCAGAAGACAUGCUGGACCCAAAGUGGAAGAAUGCUUAUAAGACUCCUUUGAUGGAUGAUCCAGUGUUCAUUCAUCCAAAUUCUGCUUUAUUUAAAACGUUGCCAGAGUUUGUGGUCUACCAGGAGAUCAUGGAAACUUCCAAAAUGUACAUGAGAGGUGUUUCAGCAGUGCAACCAGAGUGGGUCCCACAGCUCCUGCCUCAGUACUGUCACUUCGGCCCUCCUCUGGACUCGCCUGUGCCGUGGUUCUGUUCCUCCACCGGCACCAUUAGAUGCCACAGAUCAAGCACAUUCUUCCGGGUGGGUUGGCAGCUGCCUGCAGUGGAGAUGGAGUAUCCUGAAGGUUUGGAACGCCACCGGCUGUUUGCCAGGUUUCUUCUGGAGGGACAGGUUUGUCCCAAACUAAAGAAAAACACGAGCCACCUUCUAUCAAACCCCUCCAUUAUGAUAAAAUCUUGGGCCAAACUUCAGCCCAGGACAGAGGCUCUACUGGGACCACUGGUUUCAAGGAGGGUUGACUGCAGAGAUGCUCUCCACUCUAUCUGGAAGACUGAAGAUAAAUUUCUGUUGUCUGCGUAUUGCCAGUGGUUACCUGAGGCCAUGCACCAGGAAGUCACCAAACUCUGGCCUCCUUUUUAAAAUUCUGAAAUCAGGAGAAAUAGAGCAGACCUCUGACCAGAAAACUGAACUAAGACCACCUGGCCCACCAUGUUCUCAUCAGAUUCUGCUGGUUUUUUAUGUUUUUUUUUACAAUGUGUAACUACAGCACCACAACGCCUACUUUUUUCAGUUUUGUAUUGUAUACAUUAAGUCUGUGAACAGUAACAAAUUUUGAAAGCAAAAAUAUACUUCCAGUUCUGUACCUUAUCAGUGUGCUGCUGUUAAAAAGAUGUUGCACAAUAUUGGUCUUCAUAAGACUUUAUAAAGCAUUUGAUGUGA
This is a messenger RNA of Girardinichthys multiradiatus, 3903 nucleotides long. RefSeq names its product DEAH (Asp-Glu-Ala-His) box polypeptide 37 (gene dhx37). The transcript has 27 exons. Gene Ontology annotation, cellular component: intracellular anatomical structure; nucleolus. Gene Ontology annotation, molecular function: RNA binding; ATP binding. Gene Ontology annotation, biological process: maturation of SSU-rRNA from tricistronic rRNA transcript (SSU-rRNA, 5.8S rRNA, LSU-rRNA). The coding region runs from base 160 to 3603 and encodes 1147 amino acids. NCBI's taxonomy places the organism in Eukaryota, Metazoa, Chordata, Actinopteri, Cyprinodontiformes, Goodeidae. The record is from RefSeq and is a predicted model, not a curated record.